GAAGAAUCAUCAAAGUAAAAUCCAAAACUCUUAAAAACAAGAAAAAGUCUCUCCUGAGUGAGGUGUGAUUGAUCUCCCCCUUCCUUUCCUUUCACAUAUAAAUAACACAAAAAAUUCCAGGUAAACCCUAAUAAAUUGAAAACGAUUACUUCAAGUCAUCAUUAAUAUAAAAAAACUUUCUUACAAUAUAUAUAUAUAUAUAAUAAUUCCUCAUUAUUAUAUAAAACUCUCUUUUUUUUUACAUUCAAAGCCGAUCAGAAAACCGCUGGAAUCUGAUAAACAUGUUUAGGUUCUGGGGUUCACAAGAACAACCAGUUGAUCAAAGGCCACAAGAAAGUACGGCGAAUUCAUGGCAUCCUCCUCCGGUUGGUAGCUCACCCAGUUCGUCUCGCCCUGGGACUCCUGGUAGAACCAAUUCAAAUGCGUAUUCACCGCGGGUUGGGGACCGGCCUCAAGUUUCUCCCUCGGAGGCUGCUGGUAUUAUUGGUUAUUUGAAGGACAAAAGUGUUGACGAGUUACGGAAGCUUUCUGAUCCAGUGGCUUAUCAACAAUUUCUACAUUCAAUUGACCCUGUGAGAACUCAGAACAAUGUAAGAGAUGAGCUCCGAAAUGAAACCGUGCAGCUUGCUAGACAAAACCUGGAAAAGGAACCCCAGAUAACAGAGUUGAGGAACCAGUGCAUGAUAAUUAGAACGAGUGAGCUAGCAUCUGCUCAGGAAAAGCUAAAUGAUCUUACCAAGAGAAAAGCUGAACUCCUUAAAUGUUACUCCCCUGGUUCCUUGCUACACAAGUUACAAGAGGCUAUGAGUAAAACCGAUGAGGAAUCUGAGAAGCUCCAUGAGCAGCUUCUUGAAAAAGAAAUUGAUCUUACGACGUUCGUUCAGAAGUAUAAAAAGCUACGUGUUGUUUACCAUAAACGGGCUCUCACACACCUCGCAGCGAAGACUUCUUUGGGCAGUUGACCAUUUUAUGCAGAACAUUUUUCUAGUUUGUGAAUGGCUUUGCAUUGCAAAAUUGAACAUGAAAAGUUACUAAAUUUUGGAUGGCUUUGUAUUACAUCCUUGUGCUGAUGUCGAUUUUUUUUUUUAUUUAUUUUUGUAGUGGUUAUUAAUGGAUAUGAUAGAUUUGUUAUGAUUCAGAUACUCUUAAUAAAACUGAUAUAUUUUGUUUUGUGGAA
Erigeron canadensis is the source of this 1177-nucleotide messenger RNA. RefSeq names its product vacuolar protein-sorting-associated protein 37 homolog 1-like. The transcript is spliced from 7 exons. The record is from RefSeq and is a predicted model, not a curated record. Gene Ontology annotation, biological process: protein targeting to vacuole; protein targeting to membrane; ubiquitin-dependent protein catabolic process via the multivesicular body sorting pathway. Gene Ontology annotation, cellular component: ESCRT I complex. The coding region runs from base 282 to 962 and encodes 226 amino acids. NCBI's taxonomy places the organism in Eukaryota, Viridiplantae, Streptophyta, Magnoliopsida, Asterales, Asteraceae.